AUGAACUUAUUGAGUAGUCUCCUCUUUUGGGUUGAAGCUCAUCAUCGGCUAGUAAUGUUAUGUAUUGAUAUUUCAUGCAUAUUUUCUCCCUCUUUCGGAUAUUUAGAUCAAUUAACAAAAAUCAUCAAAACUCGUACAUCAGAAAACUUCAAAAUCGAUUCUAGUAUUGUUUUAUUGCUAUCCAACUACCUCAGAAUUAUAUACUGGUAUUGGAAACAAUUUGAUACUUAUCUUUUAUUUCAAUCGAUCUGGAUGAUAGGCGUACAGCUCACAUUAGCAUUUUUAUAUUACUUCUUUAAACCUGAAGGUAAAGAGUCAACCCCAACUAAUGAACAGAACCCUAACACACUCUUUUUUGAUCAAUUUUAUGCAAAGAAUUUUCUUGAGUUUAUGGGGUACGUAACUAUUAUAGCUCUGGUUCUUCUAUUGUUAUCAAUAGGGCUUCAUUCUCUUUUCGAUUCCCAAAUUAUCAUCGAAUCCAUAGGCAUUGUUUCCAACUUAAUUGACUGCAUUGUGACACUUCCUCAGUUUAUAUUAGUCGUUGUCAAGCGAAAUAUUCGAUAUGUCACGGUAUUUUUAUUGUUGCAAUGGAGCCUUGCUGUUGGUUGUAAACUAGUGCUGCUUAUUAUGCGCCCGGUUCCAUUUCCGUUCAUGAUCGGCCUGACCAUCCAAGGAUUCUUAACAUUUUUCGUUGUAACUUUUUAUAUCGGGAUCAGAUUGACUAGAAAGAACACGGAAAUUAAUUCUGAAAAUGAUAAUAUUGACGAUAAAAAUCCUAGCUUCGGAGUGAAUUUUGAUGAUGUAGAUCUUGAUUCCCAUAUGGAAUCAAUAUAA
Messenger RNA from Trichomonas vaginalis G3, 834 nucleotides. Its product is annotated as PQ-loop repeat-containing protein 1-like protein family. Bases 1 to 834 code for a protein of 277 amino acids. Gene Ontology annotation, biological process: retrograde transport, endosome to Golgi; phospholipid translocation. The transcript has a single exon. Lineage: Eukaryota; Parabasalia; Trichomonadida; Trichomonadidae. Gene Ontology annotation, cellular component: endosome; trans-Golgi network. The record is from RefSeq and is a predicted model, not a curated record.